AUUCUAACAUAUGUAUUUAAGUCUUUUUUUAUUAUUUUUAAUCAGAUAAGUAGGAUUAAGUAGAUGUUCUACUCCCCUAGUUUCCUUUCUUCUCCCAUCAAAUUGAUUGAUGUUGUGAACAGUAAAUUGUCAAAUUGUUUACUAUUAGCUCUCUAUCUGUUGAAAAAUCAUUUAAAUAUAAAACCAGAUGGCGUAUAUUGUGAUAAAAAAUUUCGUUUGAAACCUAUUAAUCCGUGCAGAAAUAUAAAAACACUAUUAAAAAUGGUUAGAAAGGUAAUAAUUACUGGAGCAACCGGUUUAUUGGGUAGAGCAGUUUUAGAAAAAUUUAAGUCGGAUAGUAAAUGGGAAACUCUUGGCUUAGGAUUCUCUAGGGCUGGGAAUGAAUUGAAAAAAGUGGAUUUAACCGAUAAGCAAGCGACGACUAAAGUUAUUAAUGAUUUUGAGCCGCAUAUAAUAAUUCAUUGUGCUGCUCAAAGACGUCCUGAUAUUUGUGAAAAUGAGGAAGAAGUUACGCGUCAGAUGAAUAUAGAAGCUACGGCUACCAUCUGUGACAUUGCUAAAACAUUGGGUGCUUUUGUUAUUUAUAUUAGUACAGAUUACGUGUUUGAUGGUACUAAACCUCCAUAUAAGCCGUCAGACGCAACUAAUCCUCUAAAUAAGUAUGGCAUAAGUAAACUGGAAGGAGAAAAGGUUACGUUGGAAAUAGAUCAUAAUAAUGUUGUUCUUCGUGUUCCAGUUUUAUACGGUGAAAUAGCAUCUCUUGAUGAAAGCGCUGUAACAAUACUUUAUGAAAAAGUUGCUGACAAUACAAAGAAUUGUCUCAUGUCUCACAUUGAGCAAAAAUUUCCAACUAAUACCGCCGAUAUUGCAAAAGUACUUGAACUACUCUGCAUUGAAAAGCUAGAAGAUUCUAAGAAAGUUAAGGGAAUAUUCCAGUGGAGUGGUAAUGAAAAAUUUACUAAAUACGAAAUGUCGUUGAGAAUCGGUAAAGUUUUUAAAACAAGUGUAGAUCAUGUUCAAGCAAUGACAAAAGCAGAUAGUGUAGCUAAAAGACCUGUCGAUUGUCAAUUAGAUUGUUCAACUACCAUCGAAGUUAUUGGCUGUAAUCCUCAAACGAAUUUUGAUGAUGGAAUUUACAAGUCUAUUUCUGACUUUAACAAUAAAAGUAAUAAUUAAUAACAUUAAUUUUCAACAAUUUUACAUUAUUUUCAAGUAUUGUACUGUGGAAUAAAGACAGUUGA
Messenger RNA from Dimorphilus gyrociliatus, 1241 nucleotides. The record is from the annotation of a GenBank genome assembly. Lineage: Eukaryota; Metazoa; Annelida; Polychaeta; Dinophilidae.